CAGCUCCCUCAAAACACAAAAAUAGUUUCCAAAACAAAAUAAACAAGUUGACAAAAUUCAAUUGGAAGCCAUCAUAUCGCAAAUUUUAUCUGAAAAUCUGGAGAAAGCGAUUGCCGUAUUUGAAUGUGAAAUAGCGCAUAAAUGUCCCGGGACAAAGAAAUACGCGUAGAAGAUUGGUGCAAGUGCUCAGUGUCGAAGAAACAAAGAAAAGAAUAACAAAAAGCAAAGAAGUUUGGCAAAGCUUUGAGGGGGAUUUUUGUGGCCUUUGCUGAAGAUUGAUAGAUUUUUGGCCAGUGCGUGAACAAUAUAGGCAAGACAUUUAGUGAUUCCCGCUGUAUUUUUCUUUUCGAGCUUCGAGAUGUCCCAAGACGAUCAGGAAUAUCGCCAGGCGGUAAUAAAUUGUCUGAGGGAGCGUAACAAGCGGGAUGUGUUGCCCUUUAAAGAAAUCAUAUUACAAAAUAAUCGUUUGUUGGACAAUGUUGCCCAGUUAAAGGCCGAUAAUUUAAAAAUUUCCGUUGAGAAUGAACAACUACGCACGGCCAUCUCAACAGGUGGUGGCUUUGGCGGCAAAGAUAGCACUGCCGCCCAAUUGGCCAUGGCGGCAUUGGAGAAGAAACUACUGGCGCAGCAGGAAGAAUUGACUGGCCUGCAUAAACGUAAAGGUGAAAAUUCACAGAUGAUUGUCGAUCUAAAUCUAAAAAUGGAAAAACAACAACAAAUCAUAGCCAGCAAAGAGCAGAGCUUGCUGGAACAAAGAAAUGUCAAUGUUUCCUUAAGAGCUGAAGUUCAAAUGUUAAAAUCCAGUUUGGACGAAUUGAAAAAUCUCAAUACAACGCUGCGUGAUGAGUAUACGGCCUUACAGCUGGCUUUUAGUGCUUUGGAGGAUAAAAUGAGAGCUUCUCAGGACGAGAAUCGCCGUCUGCUGGAUCGUUUGAUGCAUUACAAAUCAAAGGAUGCCGAUAAGUUAAAUGAGGAAAACGAAAGCUUUAUAAGAAAAAGACUGCCGUCAAUUUUCAGAAAACGUUCCGACAAACUGAAACGUGAUCUAGAAGACGCUGUACGUGAACCCAACUCAUCUUUUACUCAUCAUCGUAACUCCUCUAGUUCGUCCAUACACGGUGGUGGUGCUGGCGGUGAGUCCUAUGACGACAGUGAUCGUGACACUUUGAGUGGUGAUCACAAUAUAGAGACUGGCUGUGAUGCAGAGAUGUAUGGUUCACCCAACGAUCAGUUUCACGUUAGUGGCCUUGGCUAUAUGAACAGUGCAAAUCCGACCAAUAUUUAUAUGAAAUUUGAAGCUCAUGAAACGGAAUCGCAUGCGGUGCGUUGGGCUCCCAUAGAACGUGUCAUAGCAACGGGUGGUGCCGAUCGUAAGGUCAAAUUAUGGGAUGUGGGGAAAGGUUCAUCAGAACCGCGAGCCGUAUUAGGCGGCAGUAGUGCUGGUAUUAAUUCCGUCGAUUUUGAUUCCACUGGUACCUACAUCAUAGGAACAUCGAAUGACUAUGGAGCUCGAGUGUGGACAGUAGCUGAUAAUAGAUUAAGGCACACCUUGACUGGUCACAGUGGUAAAGUGAUGGCAGCUAAAUAUAUUCAGGAACCCGUUAAAGUGGUCACUGGUAGUCAUGAUCGAACUUUGAAAAUCUGGGAUCUGCGUAGUAUAGCCUGCAUAGAAACGAAAUUUGCUGGAUCCAGUUGUAAUGAUCUCGUUACCACCGAUAGUUUAGGUUCGACCAUCAUUAGCGGUCAUUAUGAUAAAAAGAUCCGUUUUUGGGAUAUACGUACGGAGAAGCAGGCCGAUGAUGUUUUGAUGAAUGCCAAAAUUACCUCAUUGGAUUUAUCAAAAGAUUGUAAUUACCUCAUUUGUUCAGUACGUGAUGAUACUAUAAAACUUUUAGAUUUACGUAAAAAUCAAGUUAUUUCCACAUUUUCUAAUGAACAUUUUAAACUAAGCUGUGAUUGGGCCCGUGCCUCAUUUAAUAUGAAUGCCACAAAAAUUGCCUGUGGCUCCUCCGAUGGCGUUAUUUACAUAUGGAAUGUCAUGGGCAAUUUAGAAUCAGAACUAAAAGGACAUGCUUAUGGUUCUGGAUUAUUUCACAGCUCGGCGGUGAAUGCUGUCAGUUGGAGUCCCAAUGGCAACGCCUUGGCCUCGGUGGGCAAGGGUAAGAAAUGCUUGGUCUACACCGAAUCGUAGCUGAUAAUUGGCUGACAAGUGAAGCAAAGGCGCCAAACAGGAUGUUGAUGAUGAUGAUGAGGAGGACGCUAUUAAAACAAAGCUCAGAAAACUUUUUUUUUUUUUUUUUUUGGAUUAAUGUAUAAACAACCCCAAGAAUGCAUAUAUAUAAUGAAAAUAUUAUAAAAACAAAAAACAAAGUGUGAAGAACAAAGAAACAAAAAAAUUAUUUAAAAUGAAGCGUAUGAUACUUAUUAAAAACAAAAUCAAAUUAUUUUAUAAAAAUCACAGAAAAGAAAGUGAACAUGUGCUUAAAAUUUGAAAAUUUUUGCAAAUUAUAUUUUGUUUGAGAUAUUUUUCUACUAAACUUCUAAAUCCUUAAGUUCUUUUUUUGUAAGAAUUAAAAUUAAAACAAACUAAAAUAUAAAUAAUUUAAAUAUUUUCCAAGAAAAAAAUCGGUAAUUGUAUAUCUAUGGCUUAAGUAUUUUUUUUUUUGUUUUUAUAUACGUAAUUUAAAAUUAUAUUAGAUCAUGUAUCCCUUUUUUAUAAAAAACGAAAAUGUUCAAGAAUAUGAAGACAUCAAACAACACAACAA
Messenger RNA from Stomoxys calcitrans (stable fly), 2765 nucleotides. RefSeq names its product autophagy-related protein 16 (gene Atg16). The transcript has 10 exons. Gene Ontology annotation, molecular function: protein binding. Gene Ontology annotation, cellular component: autophagosome membrane. Lineage: Eukaryota; Metazoa; Arthropoda; Insecta; Diptera; Muscidae. Gene Ontology annotation, biological process: autophagosome assembly. The record is from RefSeq and is a predicted model, not a curated record. Bases 359 to 2191 code for a protein of 610 amino acids.